Trichoderma asperellum CBS 433.97 is the source of this 864-nucleotide messenger RNA. RefSeq lists its product as uncharacterized. Gene Ontology annotation, molecular function: thioredoxin peroxidase activity. Gene Ontology annotation, biological process: cellular response to oxidative stress; cell redox homeostasis. Lineage: Eukaryota; Fungi; Ascomycota; Sordariomycetes; Hypocreales; Hypocreaceae. The record is from RefSeq and is a predicted model, not a curated record. Gene Ontology annotation, cellular component: cytoplasm.
GCUCAAAGUGUUGUUUAAAAGCCAGGUUCUUCGACAAGUUGAAUUAUCUAGCAUCGCAACUCAGUUUACUCUUCGAUUAGUGACUUGAUUCUAAAUUGCAUAAAUCAGUUUCCCAGCUUUUCAAAACAUCAAUUCCUCAGCUUCUUCCAAAAUGGCUACUUCUCUCGCCGCUGGCCUUCAAGCAAUCUCUAGCUCUAUGACAAACAUGCCCGAGGCUACCGCGAACAUCAUCUCGGAAGCCAGGGAGAAUGUCCAGAAACAGUUCGACGUCAAGUCUACAAUUCAGCCUGGCCAAGUCCUCCCGGAAUUUGUUCUCCCUGACGCUCGUGGGGUGCCCGUCAGCAGUAUUGACCUUCUGGCUAAGGGGCCAGUCCUAAUUACUUUUUACCGUGGCGGCUGGUGCCCCUUUUGUAACCUUGCAUUGAGGGCUUAUCAACAGCGCCUGGACGAUUUCAAGGCGCGAGGCGUUACUCUAGUGGCGAUUACGCCGGAACAGCCUGAUGCAUCGCUUUCCACCACGGAAAAGAAUGAGCUUAAGUUCCCUGUGUUGACUGACAAUGGCCUUCAACUUGCUCGAAAACUGAAUAUUACCUGGGAGCAGCCAAAAGAUUUGGUAGGCGUUUUGAAUGGCUUCGGGGCUGAUCUGGAGAAGCGACAUGGCAAUGACUCGAACGAAAUGGUAAUUCCGACUACAUUGCUGGUUGACCAGAAGGGCGUUGUUAGGAAUGUUUAUGCGGAAGCGGAUUGGACCCAGAGACUGGAGCCUCAAGAGGCAGUGAACUGGGUGAAUGCGCUAUAACUGCAGGAACAUUGGAGAUGGCAUAAGACAUGUAUCUAGCAUCUUUAUCAACAUCCGGCAUCUGA